Molecule: messenger RNA, 857 nt
Organism: Syzygium oleosum
Lineage: Eukaryota; Viridiplantae; Streptophyta; Magnoliopsida; Myrtales; Myrtaceae
Exons: 2
Coding region: 1-756 (251 amino acids)
Source: RefSeq, a predicted model, not a curated record
AUGGGGCCUAUUAUUCCUACAGUUUUUGUCCAAACCGUUGUUUGCAUCUUGACAGUUACUCCUCCAGUGAAUAUUCAGCCAGCUAGACCGACUGAUAACUUUGACUCCUAUUUUACUGGUUUGGAGGAAGUCAUCAGUGCUGCUGAAUCUAAUGGUGCUAGCAAAGGAUCAAGUUCGUGCCACCAAGAUGGUGCCUUGAGGGCUGAAAUUUCUAGCUUAGAAGAAGUUGAGAAGGCUGUGCAGUCCUUGAAGGAAUGCCUUUCACAUCUCUUUGAAUUAUAUAUGAAAGAGAGGCUAUUUGAGGCACUAUCAAUUUUAAGCUCAGCCAGAACUGGAUUAUCUUCAGAGCAACAAAUAGCGAUGAGGACAUUUCGGGCCAAUUUCAAUGAUUUCACUUUGGACUUUUUAACAUUUGAGCAGACCAGUGCUGAGUUUGAGCCGCAUAAACUACAAAAGGAUCAAAGGUUGUCUGCUAUGAAGAAGUGCCGUGAGACUCACAUCUUGUAUAAGCAGUUAAUGGAUGAUCUCGUCAAGGAAGAGGAAGAGCUCAAGAGAAAGAUGGAGGAAAUGAAGUCUAGGAGGGACAAGCUUAUCUCAGACUGGGAGAUCUUGCUGGUCGAGUCUGAAGAAGCAAAGUCGGGCUAUAAAGAUGAGCAGAAGAAAGUAGCAGAGGCUGAGGAAAAGAAGGGAAUAGCCGAGGAAAGAAUGUCCAGAUCAACCACUGCUUGGUCGAAUUUGAAGGCUCGGUCCUGUUAAAACUUUAAGGUUUCAAAUAUGCUAUGAGCCAAUUGUUAAAGUAUAAAAACUGAGUUUUAGCUUGACUAUUUGUGGCCAAUUUUUGGCAGAACAAUCACUUA